Messenger RNA from Brassica napus (rape), 2483 nucleotides. RefSeq names its product cellulose synthase-like protein G3. Lineage: Eukaryota; Viridiplantae; Streptophyta; Magnoliopsida; Brassicales; Brassicaceae. Bases 171 to 2384 code for a protein of 737 amino acids. The record is from RefSeq and is a predicted model, not a curated record. Gene Ontology annotation, molecular function: cellulose synthase (UDP-forming) activity; mannan synthase activity. The transcript has 5 exons. Gene Ontology annotation, cellular component: plasma membrane; trans-Golgi network. Gene Ontology annotation, biological process: plant-type primary cell wall biogenesis; cellulose biosynthetic process.
UCUUAGAAGUGUUGUGUAAUUUGAUAUAAAAAAAUGUUGUGUAAAACACCUACUCUUCUUCAUAGAACCUCGCCUAUAAAUAACAACAAUAUAAUAGUGCUGAGCCUUGUUCUAUUUACCAAUCUUCUCCAAAACUAUUUGCGUCCACUAAAAAGAGAGAUAUUAAAACGAUGGAGGCUUAUGAUAAAAGAAAACAUUCGGUCGGCGGCACAACCCUCCACACGUGUCAUCCGUGCCGGCGCGCCGUUCCAUACAGAAUAUACGGCGUAAUUCACACGUGUGGCAUCUUAGCCCUCAUGUACCAUCAUGUUAACUCACUUCUCACAGCAGACACAACCCUGAUAACAUCUCUUCUUCUCUUCUCCGAUGUCAUUCUCGCUUUCAUGUGGGCCACCUCAGCUUCUCUUCGGUUUAACCCGGUUCAUCGGUCCGAGUACCCUGAGAUGUAUGCAGCUAAACCGAAGCAGGACUUUCCGAAGUUGGAUGUGUUUAUAUGCACGGCUAAUCCGUACAAGGAGCCUCCCAUGAUGGUGGUCAACACUGCUUUGUCUGCGAUGGCCUACGAUUAUCCAUCCGACAAGAUCUCGGUCUAUGUAUCGGACGAUGGAGGAUCGUCUUUGACCUUGUUUGCUUUGAUGGAAGCUGCCAAGUUCUCUAAGCGUUGGCUGCCCUAUUGCAAAAAUAACAAUUUUCAGGACCGAUCUCCUGAAGUCUAUUUUUCAUCAAAAUCACAUACUUGGAACGACGAAGCUGAUAAUCUCAAGAUGAUGUACGAAGAUAUGAAGAGCAGAGUAGAACAUGUGGUUGAUAGUGGUAAGGUUGAGACUGAGUAUAUCACAUGCGAUCAAUUUCGUGGGGUAUUUGAUUUGUGGACCCAAAAAUUCACUCGUCAAGAACAUCCCACCAUUAUUCAGGUGUUGCAAAAUAGCGAGACAGACGUGGACGAUUCCGGAAAAUAUAUAAUGCCAAACCUAAUCUAUGUGUCACGGGAGAAGAGUAAAGUUUCACCACACCAUUUCAAAGCCGGUGCUCUCAAUACCUUGCUACGAGUGUCUGGGGUGAUGACAAAUUCACCGGUCAUUCUAACACUAGACUGUGACAUGUACUCGAACGAUCCUACAACCCCGGUUCGUGCCUUGUGCUAUCUAAAUCUAACUGACCCUAAAAUCAAAUCCGGUUUAGGUUUCGUGCAAUUUCCUCAGAAAUUUCAAGGAGUACGCGAGAAUGAUAUCUAUGCAUGCGAGUACAAACGUCUCUUCGACAUCAAUAUGAUUGGGUUUGAUGGGCUUAUGGGACCGAAUCACGUGGGAACUGGCUGUUUCUUCAACCGACGGGUUUUCUAUGGGCCUCCAUCUAAUAUGAUUUCGGCCCAGAUAGAUGAACUUAACCCUAAUCGGAUUGCGGAUAAAUCCAUCGAGGCAAAAGAUGUUUUGGAAUUGGCACAUAAUGUUGCAGGAUGCAGCUACGAGUACAAUACCAAUUGGGGAUCCAAGAUGGGAUUUAGAUAUGGAUCUUUAGUAGAGGACUACUACACUGGAUAUAUGCUCCACUGUGAAGGAUGGAGAUCGGUCUUUUGCAGUCCCAAAAGAGCAGCAUUUUGUGGUGAUGUCCCUAAAAGUCUAAUAGAUGUAGUAAGCCAACAAAAAAGAUGGGCUAUUGGCCUUCUUGAAGUUUCCAUCUCAAGAUAUAGUCCCCUUACCUUUGGAAUCAAAUCAAUGGGAAUAUUAAUGGGUAUCGGUUAUUGUCAAUAUGCAUUUUGGGCGUUCUGGUCAAUACCUCUCAUCGUAUAUGGGGUAUUGCCUCAACUUGCCCUCCUAUAUGGGGUUAGCGUCUUUCCCAAGUCAUCGGAUCCAUGGUUUUGGCUCUACAUCUUUUUGUUCUUUGGUGCUUAUGCGCAAGAUCUACUAGACUUCGUAUUAGAAGGAGGAACUUAUGGCGGAUGGUGGAACGAUCAAAGAAUGUGGAUGAUAAGAGGAUUCACUUCAUUUUUCUUUGGCUCCAUAGAGUUCACUCUUAAAACCCUAAACCUAUCCACUCAUGGAUUCAACCUCACCAGCAAAGCCAAUGGAGAUGAUGAACAGGGAAAGAGAUAUGAGAAAGAGAUCUUUGAUUUUGGGCCCCCUUCGUCCAUGUUCUUGCCCUUGACUGCGGCCGCGAUCGUAAACCUCUUUGCCUUUGUUUGGGGGACUUAUGGCUUUUUUAUAUGGGGAGAAAGACUUGUUCUUGAGUUGAUGUUGGCGAGUUUUGCAGCGGUGAAUUGCUUGCCAAUUUAUGAAGCUAUGAUGUUGAGAAACGAUGCCGGAAAAUUACCAAAAAGGGCAAGUUUAUCAGCUGGGAUCCUCACAUUUGCUCUGAUUGUGUCAGGUUACUUCUUCCUCAAGUAACUGCGUGAAUUAGCAUUAUGUUCUUACAUUUACAAUAACGUUAUGUUUGGAAUGUGGUAAACUAGACGCAUGAAAUAAUAAUGUGAUGAAAUUCCCAUC